This is a messenger RNA of Erinaceus europaeus (western European hedgehog), 4020 nucleotides long. RefSeq names its product zinc finger X-linked protein ZXDB-like. The record is from RefSeq and is a predicted model, not a curated record. Gene Ontology annotation, cellular component: nucleus. The coding region runs from base 63 to 2660 and encodes 865 amino acids. NCBI's taxonomy places the organism in Eukaryota, Metazoa, Chordata, Mammalia, Eulipotyphla, Erinaceidae. Gene Ontology annotation, molecular function: transcription coregulator activity. The transcript has 2 exons. Gene Ontology annotation, biological process: regulation of transcription by RNA polymerase II.
CAGGGGGCGGGGUUGAGCCUCCUGCACCACUCGGGUUCCAGCCUAGCCUCACGGACACUGAGAUGGAAAUCCCCAGGCUGCUCCCAGCUCGCCAGACUCUACAGGGCAGCGUCGCUGGCAGCUCGGUUGGCAGCAGCCGGGUUUACGGAGGUCCUGACCAGCGUGCUGGUCAGGUAGCCGCAGGACACUUUCUGCUGCUGCGGGGCCCUCAAGAUGGCGGGUCAGGGCGGCAGCGCAGGGAGGCCCGCGCCGCUUCUCAGGGCCCCGGCCAGAGCACAUUGGCUUUGAGGCCUAAUUACUCAGUUGGCUGUGGCGGCGGCGGCGGCGGCGGCGGCGGCAUCGGCGGCGGCAUCGGCGGCGGCAUCGGCGGCGGCAUCGGCGGCGGCAUCGGCGGCGGCAUCGGCGGCGGCAUCGGCGGCGGCAUCGGCAUCGGCGGCGGCGGCGGCGAAAAGGACUUUUUCCUGGUGCUGCUAGAUCCGGUGGGUGGAGACUUGGAGACCUUGGGCGCGGGACAGGCCACAGGGCCUAUGUGGAGGGAGGUGACCGAACCUGGCCCAGGGCUCCGGGGGGGAGAGACUAGCGUGAACCUCGUGAGCUGCCCUGCAUUGGGCCCUUGUUGUUUGUCCGCGAUGCCGGCCCGAGUCCCGGCCCUAGUCCCUAACCCUGCCAAUGGCCUGAGCCAGGCCAAAGCCUUCUCAGGCACCGUUACCAUCCACAAUCAGGACCUGCUGUUGCGCUUUGACAACGGCGUCCUCACUCUGGCCACGCCCCUGCUUCCAGCCUCCCAGCCUGGAGUGCAGAUCUCACAGCCGGGAGGUCUGAUCCCCCCACAGGCAAGAGUCCUGCAGAUUGCGCAGCCAGGCGACUGCCCUGAGCUGCCGCCUGACCUCUUGCUAGAGGAACCUACUGAACCCACCCCCACUCCCGUGCCUGAGGAGGAGAUGGAAGGCCAGGCAGCCUGCGAGAGCUCAGGUGGGCCACUGGGCCCUGGCCCAGGUAUAGUGCUAUACAUGUGUCCUGAGGCACAGUGCGGACAAACUUUCCCCAAGAAGCACCAGCUGAAGGUGCAUCUGCUGACACACAGCAGUACUCAGGGCCAGCGGCCCUUCAAAUGUCCCCUGAGUGGCUGUGGCUGGACUUUCACCACAUCAUACAAGCUUAAGAGACAUCUUCAGUCACACGACAAACUGCGACCUUUCGGCUGCCCUGUGGAGGGUUGUGGCAAGAGCUUCACCACGGUGUAUAACCUCAAAGCGCACAUGAAGGGCCACGAACAGGAGAACUCUUUCAAAUGCGAAGUAUGCGAGGAGAGUUUUCCCACACAGGCCAAGCUCAGUGCCCACCAACGCAGCCACUUUGAGCCAGAGCGGCCCUAUCAGUGUGCCUUUUCUGGCUGCAAGAAGACAUUUAUCACGGUCAGUGCCCUUUUUUCCCAUAACCGUGCACACUUCAGAGAACAGGAACUCUUUUCAUGUUCCUUUCCUGGCUGCAGCAAACAAUAUGACAAAGCUUGUCGUCUGAAAAUUCACCUGCGUAGUCACACCGGUGAAAGACCUUUCCUUUGUGACUUUGAUGGCUGUGGCUGGAACUUUACCAGUAUGUCCAAGCUCUUACGGCACAAAAGGAAGCAUGAGGAUGAUCGGAGGUUCAUGUGCCCGGUAGAAGGCUGUGGGAAAUCUUUCACAAGGGCCGAACAUCUAAAAGGCCACAGCAUAACCCACCUGGGCACAAAACCUUUUGUGUGUCCCGUGGAGGGCUGCCGUGCCAGGUUCUCUGCUCGCAGCAGUCUCUACAUUCACUCCAAGAAACACUUGCAAGAUGUGGACACUUGGAAAAGCCGUUGCCCAGUCUCCACUUGUAAUAAACUCUUCACAUCCAAGCACAGCAUGAAGACCCACAUGGCCAAAAGGCAUAAUCUCCAUCAGGAUCUCUUUGCUCAGCUAGAAGUUGCAAAUUCUCUUACACCCAGCAGUGCACUUACCAGCCAGGGACAGAGCGAUGUCAGUGAUGCAGAACUAGUCUCUCUCUUCUCUGAUGUGUCUGGCAGCAGUUCUGCUGCAGUGCUGGACACAGCUUUGGUGAACUCUGGAAUCUUGACUAUUGAUGUGGCUUCUGUGAGUUCAACUCUGGCAGGGAAUCAUCCUGCUAAUAAUACUAAUGCCUUAGGGCACUCUGUGGACUCUCGGGCCUCAAUGACCACUGGUGACCUUCCUCAAAGUCUGGACAUCUCCCUCUUUUUUGGAGCCACAGCUGAAGGUUUCCAGCAGAACCCUUUAGAUGGGGAUGAUACCCCAAGUCUCAAUACAGGGCCUUUGGGGCCUCUGGGCUCUUUAGCUAUGAAAAGCUCGGGUCAGGAACCCCAAGCUCUGACCCCCAGCAGCAAGCUAACAGUAGACCCAGAUCCCCUGACCCCUUCAAGCAGUCUUUGUGAAAACAGUGUCUCAGAACUGCUGAUGCCAGCUAAAGAGGAAUGGAACAAACAUCCUGACUCUGACUUCUUUGGACAGGAGGAAGAGACCCAGUUUGGGUUCUCCAAUCCCACAGGCAACCAUAGCUCUCAGAAAGAGACAGAUCUUAUCGCUGUGACUGACAGCUCAUUUUUGGUUCCUGGUUUAUAUUUGAAUGCUUUUAAACCACCAAGUAGCAGAAGCUACCAAUGAAGCCAACUGACUUCCCUGGCAGAUGACCUCACCAAUGAGUCCUGGAACCCCAUCCACGGAGCCCUACUGGACUAGGGAAAGAUACGAAAGGGCUGGGGGUAUGGAUCAACCUGACAAUGCCCAUAUCCAUUGGAGAAGCAAUUAAAGAAGCCAGACCUUCCACUGUCUGCAUAACAUAAAGAUCUUUGGUCCAUACUCCCAGAGGCUAUAAAGAAUAGGGAUGUUUCCAAUGGAGGGGAUGGAAUUCUAGUGGCAGGAAUUGUGUGGAAAUGUACCCCUCUUAUCCCACAAUCUUGUCAAUCAUUAUUAAAUCACUAAUAAGAAAUAAAUAAAAUAAAAAUUGGAAAUAAAAAAGGUGGAAAAAUUUAAUAUAACACUUGUACAGACAAUAAAUAAAUGUUUAUAGGGAUUAAGAAGCAGGGAAAGGAAUCACUUUCCACAGGUUAAGAUCUGUAUUUUUCCACACAAUUCUUUUGUGACUUUGCUUAUAUCCCUAAGACCAAAUUAUAAUGUCUUUGCUUUGUAAUCAAAGCCAACGCUUAGAGUGACUGUUGACUCAGUGCCAAGAGAGCUCAUUGCUUGUCUUUUACUAGUGUCAGAAUUUAUUUAUUAAUAUCUAUUUUUAGUUUUGACUAAACAGUGUUUGUUUUGCACGAGCAUUGCAUUUUAAAAUUUAUAUUGUACAUUCACAACUGAUAUAUUUGAUAGAAUUUUAUGAUAUAGGGAUGCAAAGAUUUUAACUAUCACUUCUUAAAAUGUACUUAGUUGUUAUUACAAAUGACUUUUAUUUAAUAACACACAUAUAGAAAUAAGGUAAUAUUUAACAACUUCUAUAUUGAUUAUUCUGAGUUUCAUGAUUACUUGUGUUUAUAACCAAUUCUACCUUAAUUAAUGUUUAUCAUUUUCUUGCAGCUCUGUUCUCUCUCUACUCUGUUCUCUAGCAGUCCUCAAGAAGAUCUCCAGUUCUCAAGAUCCCCCUCUCUCUCUCUCUCAUUUUAACUAGGCAUGUCAUUUUCAUGAUCAUAGCUUGUCAUGAGCUAUUUUAUCAAACUAUUUACUGACAGUUCAUAUGAGUAUUUAUUUUUUGGUUUGGACUUCAGUGUGUUUAUAUGAAUCAGUGAUGUUUUAUGUAAGGUCUUACUAAGGUAAGACAUGUCUUUUAAUUUUCCUUAAAAAAUGACAUGUAGUUCUGCCAGUAAAUUUUGCUUGUUGUUGUGAAACAUUCUAACCGAUUACUAUUUGCAUGUAGGUUUGUGGCUUACCUUUCUCAUAGUUUGUUGGCAGUGUACUUUACCACUGAAAUGUGUCUAAACUGUAUCAGUCAAUGAAAAAUAAUAAAAAUACAUAUAUUUGUAAUUCA